AUGGCCUCCCCCCUGAAUUCCGAAUCCUCGUCCAUCCUCAUCGUCGGCGCCGGCACCUGGGGCAGCUCCACCGCCCUGCACCUGGCCCGCCGCGGCUACAAGCACAUCACCCUCCUCGACCCGUACCCCGUGCCCUCGGCCAUUUCCGCCGGCAAUGACGUGAACAAGAUUCUCUCCGGCCACGACCAGAAAACCAACGUUGACCGCAAGCAACCUCUAGGCACCUUCUCCGGCCCCGAGGACGACGAGGCCUACGUGAGCAACACGCUGCUGAACCGCGCCACCGAGGCCUGGCAAAAGGACCACGUCUUCGCCCCCUACUACCACGAGACGGGCUACAUCGUCGCCGCCAGCGACCCGGCCAGCAUCGCCGCGCUCGAGAAGCGCGAGCAGCCCACGCCCGAGGAUGGCUACGUCGAGCUGAACACACCCGACCAGUUCCGCCAGACCAUGCCCGCCGGCGUGCUGACAGGCGACUUUCCCGGCUGGAAGGGUUGGCACAAGGCCUCGGGCGCGGGGUGGGUGCAUGCGCGCAAGGCCCUCGUGGCCGCGGCGACCGAGGCGGAGCGCCUGGGCGCCAAGUUUGUGACUGGUCCGGCGCAGGGCAACGUGACGAGUUUGAUCUUUGAAGAGGGGGAUGUCAAGGGCGCGAGGACCCAGGACGGCAAGGAGUGGCGCGCCGAUCGGACGGUGCUGUGCGCGGGCGCCAACGCCCCGGGCCUGCUGGACUUCAAGGACCAGCUGCGGCCGACGGCGUGGACGCUCGCGCAUAUCCAGAUGACGGACGAGGAGGUCAAGCUGUACAAGAAUCUGCCGGUGCUGUUCAACGUGGAGCGCGGCUUCUUCAUGGAGCCCGACGAAGACGCCAAGCAGCUCAAACUCUGCGACGAGCACCCAGGCUACUGCAACUGGACCGAGACAGCCAGCGGCGCACGAGCCUCAGUCCCCUUCGCCAAGCACCAAAUCCCGCUAGCAUCGGAGGCGCGCGCGCGCUCCUUCCUGCGCGAAAUCAUGCCGCACCUGGCAGAGCGGCCGUUUGCAUUCGCGCGCAUCUGCUGGUGCGCCGACACGCCCAACCGCGCCUUCCUCAUCAGCCGGCACCCGGAGCACGCGAGCCUGGUGCUGGGCGCGGGCGCCAGCGGCCACGGCUUCAUGCACAUCCCUGUCAUUGGCGGGUAUAUUGCGGAUGCUAUGGAGGGCCGGCUUGAGGACCGGAUGCAAAGGAGUUGGCGCUGGAGACCCGAGACUGCUGUCGACAGGAAUUGGGAGGAUACCCAGGGCAGGUUUGGGGGCGAUAAUGUCGUUAUGGAUUUGAGGAAUGUGGGCGAGGAUCAGUGGACGUGCAUUGAGCCGAAGUUGUAG
Messenger RNA from Aplosporella prunicola CBS 121167, 1362 nucleotides. RefSeq lists its product as uncharacterized. The coding region runs from base 1 to 1362 and encodes 453 amino acids. The record is from RefSeq and is a predicted model, not a curated record. Lineage: Eukaryota; Fungi; Ascomycota; Dothideomycetes; Botryosphaeriales; Aplosporellaceae. Gene Ontology annotation, molecular function: saccharopine oxidase activity; sarcosine oxidase activity; flavin adenine dinucleotide binding. The transcript has 3 exons.